This is a messenger RNA of Ananas comosus (pineapple), 1861 nucleotides long. RefSeq names its product cyclase-associated protein 1. The coding region runs from base 140 to 1600 and encodes 486 amino acids. Gene Ontology annotation, cellular component: cytoplasm. Lineage: Eukaryota; Viridiplantae; Streptophyta; Magnoliopsida; Poales; Bromeliaceae. Gene Ontology annotation, biological process: regulation of adenylate cyclase activity; cytoskeleton organization. Gene Ontology annotation, molecular function: actin binding; adenylate cyclase binding. The record is from RefSeq and is a predicted model, not a curated record. The transcript is spliced from 10 exons.
GGCCAAGAGCUCAACUCAGAGGCCACACGACGGCCCACAGCAGUGUACAAAGACCAAAGCGGCUUCUGCGGCGGAGGAGCGCGAGAGGGCAACGAGCGGAGGAGAAAAGCGCUUUUGGCGACCGCAGCCGAUCCGGGGGAUGGAAGCGGCGCUCGUGGAGCGGCUCGAGGCCGCGGUGACGCGCUUGGAGGCGGCGCUCGCCUCUUCUUCCUCCUCCGCGGCGGCGGCGGCGGCGGCGGCGCGGGACCUCCCCGCCGAGGCGGCGCCCGCGGAUCCGGCGAUCGCGGCGUUCGACGAUCUCGUCGGCGGCCCCCUCCGCCGCGUCUCCGCCGCCGCGGAGAAGAUCGGGGGGAAGGUCCUCGAGGCGACGAAGAUCCUCGAGGAGGCGUUCGCCGCGGAGAAGGAUCUCCUGAUCAAGGCGAAGAAGUGCCAGAAACCUGACAUUGCUGGUUUAGUGGAUUUUCUGAAGCCACUUAACGAUGUGAUUGUCAAAGCAACUGCGUUGACAGAAGGAAGGAGGCUUGAUUAUUUCAAUCAUCUGAAGACAACUGCUGACAGUCUGACAGCUUUAGCAUGGAUCGCGUACUUGGGAAAAGAUUGUGGGAUGAAUUUACCUAUUGCACAUGUUGAAGAGAGUUGGCAGAUGGCUGAAUUCUACAAUAAUAAGGUUCUUGUGGAGUACAGAAAUAAGGAUCCCGACCAUGUCGAGUGGGCGAAAGCUUUAAAGGAUCUCUAUCUGCCCGGAUUGAGGGACUAUGUCAAGUGUUAUUAUCCUAUGGGUCUCUCUUGGGCUCCUGCUGGGGCUGCAACAACUGUUUCAGCACCUCCUCCCUCAACUUCUGCUUCUUCUGUUUCUAAAGCUCCACCGGCAAAAGCGCCUGCUCCACCACCUCCUCCCCCAGCAUCGCUUUUCAGCUCUGAGACGCCACCAUCUCAACCUAAGUCAGGGAUGUCUGCAGUUUUCAAAGAGAUAAGCUCAGGCAAAGCAGUUACUGCAGGUUUGAAGAAAGUAACUGAUGACAUGAAGACCAAGAAUCGUACUGAUAGAACUGGUGUUGUCGCCACAACUGAAAAGGCUUCCCGCUCCGGUUCCUUUUCCUUCAAUAGAGUAGGUCCCCCAAAGUUGGAACUUCAAAUGGGCCGCAAAUGGGCUGUCGAAAAUCAAAUCGGUAAGAAGAACCUGAUCAUUGAAGACUGUGAUUCCAAGCAAUCUGUGUAUGUUUAUGGGUGCAAGGAUUCAGUUUUGCAAGUAAAAGGGAAAGUGAACAACAUUACUGUUGACAAAUGCACAAAAACAGGAAUAGUUUUCACGGAUGUUGUAGCGGCUUGCGAGAUUGUGAAUUGCAAUGGUGUUGAGGUUCAGUGUCAGGGUACAGCACCAACAAUAUCAAUAGAUAACACAUCAGGCUGUCAAUUGUACCUGAGCAAUGAUUCAUUGGGAGCAUCUAUAACCACCGCUAAGUCUAGUGAAAUUAAUGUUAUGGUUCCUAGUGGUGGCCCUGACGGGGACUGGGCGGAACAUGCAUUACCCCAGCAGUACAUACACAGCUACAAAGAUGGCCAGUUCACGACCUCUCCGGUUUCUCAUUCCGGUGGGUAAACUCUUUUGUACCAAUUCUUCCUCUAUAUAUUUGUUUCUUGUGUCACUUCAUUUUGUUAUGUUUUGGAGAGAGGGACUCGACAACACUGAUUGGUUUGCGGGGCUUGUUUUCUGUUAGUUUUUUUUCUGGUUGUGCCCUACGUUUUUCGUAGCCUUUUUUCGUAAUCUCUCGAUUGUUUUAUUCUUCUGUUUGGACUUUCUUGUUUAUUCUGUUUAGAAAUACAUCAAUAUAUUAUUUUUUGGAAGUCUUUUUGUUUGGUC